Molecule: messenger RNA, 2270 nt
Organism: Dermacentor silvarum
Lineage: Eukaryota; Metazoa; Arthropoda; Arachnida; Ixodida; Ixodidae
Gene: Aos1
Product: SUMO-activating enzyme subunit 1-like
Biological process (GO): protein sumoylation
Cellular component (GO): SUMO activating enzyme complex; cytoplasm
Molecular function (GO): SUMO activating enzyme activity
Source: RefSeq, a predicted model, not a curated record
UAAAGCCGAAGCCGCUGAAAUAGCCAUUGACGGAAAUUCUAUGGUAAAGCGCGAAGCGUCUUUUCAUGUGUUGUAGGGCGAGUAGUGCCUAUGGUGAACGUUAUGGGUGAAGUUCGUGCAGUUGCUCCCGAGUUGUCUCAAGAAGAGGCCAAUAUCUACGAUCGUCAGAUACGUCUCUGGGGCUUAGAGUCACAGAAACGGUUGCGAGCGGUGAGGAUUCUGGUCGCUGGCUUGAACGGCCUCGGAGCAGAAGUGGCGAAAAACUUGGUUUUGGCGGGCAUCAAGUCCAUAACGCUCCUGGAUAGCCAAAAUGUUACUGCCGAGGAUUUUUCGUCCCAGUUCAUGGUCGAAAGAGGAGACGUCGGCAAGAAUAGGGCACACAGCUCAAAGGCAUACACAAAAAACCUGAACCCUAUGGUUGAAGUGGACUCUGAGGAUGGCGAGCUGCUGAACAAGGACGACGAUUUCUUUCGCAAGUUUGACAUUGUGUGCUGCACUGAAAGCCACUCCACAGAAGACCUCAUCAAGAUUAACACCCAGUGUCGUAACCUUGGCGUCAAGUUUUUCUGUGGCCACGUGUGGGGCUUCUUUGGCUACUUCUUCAGUGACCUCAUUCAGCAUGCCUAUACACAUCUCUUCAAAAAGGCCAAAAUACUAAAGCUUGUCCAUUCACCUCAGGUGAUGACGUGUGUACCGCUUUCAAGAGCGCUUCAAGUAAAGGCUGGCAAAGCAAGCACUGGCCUGGACAGGAAGACGUCGCCUCUUUUCUUCGUGCUUCAUGUUCUUCUGCGUUUCUACGACAAGCACGGUCGACCCCUGGAGUCAGACAGAGAAGAAAUGGUGAACCUAAGGGACCAAGUGGCAGCAGACCUGGCUGUAGACAAGGAGCGCAUCCCGGAGCGACUUUUCAAUGCUAUUUGCAAGGAAAUGUGUGCCACAAGUGCUGUUGUUGGAGGUGUCUUGGCUCAGGACAUUAUCAAGGUGGCCUCGUGCAAGGAUGCACCACUGAAAAACUUUUUCCUUUUUGAUGGCUUUGAAUGCUGUGGUCUCCAAGAGAACAUUGGCCGGUGACUGGAUACUCUGCUCAUCAGCAGUGCACCAACCAUCAUCGCACAUAACGUGCCAGGGCAACCAGGGCAUCACACAUAAUUUAGACUGGGCAACCUUUUUGUGUUUCGCUUAAUGCAUUUUUGCUCUCUGCAGCUCAUCUUUAUUGUCGAGGCUGGCAACAAGCUCAAGCAGACAAUGCAAGCCCAAGACGAAAAUAUACAUUAAGCCUAAUUUUAUAAGUAAGUCGUAUACAACCUAAAUGGAAUAGAACAUAGAUACAGAGGCAGAAAAAGAUUAUUUGCAUCUGUGUACAAAUCGCUUCUAAGUACACCUAUAUGGAGUAGGGAAGAUGAAUAAAACGCAGAAAAACACGCAUGUCGGAACUGAAAAAAAAAAAAAAUGCUGCCACAGUGUUCUGGUGGUUGUACACCUGUCUUUUCUACCAAAAGCAGCUCGAGGUUCUUUUGUGCAGCUCCACCAAAUGUUUGUGUAGAUCGCCUCGGUGCUCUCUUCUAUUAGAAGUAAGGUUGAGAUAGGGCGGGGGAAGAGGUUACUGUCUCUGUGUAUUUACUGCAGUUUAUUGAUUUUUACCAUUCCAUAUUGAUUUAAUUAGCCAUAAUCUGUACACAGAUGUAAAUACUCUUUUUUUCACCUAAAUUAUCUUCUCUUCCUGCCCUUCUAUGUAUUCGCCAUUUCCCUCGCCUCUGCUGGUGUCUUUUCAGGUUUCAACCUUUUUAGUUAUACAGCUACAGUGUGGCCAGUACGAAUUCCUUCCUUCCCCCUUUAAUUUUAUAUUUACUGAAUAAACCAGCAGUUACUAUUACUAAUUACUUUUCCAUAAUACUAACUGCACCUUUCAGUGUGGGCAUGCAUUUCGAUGUGACAGGUCUGCGAUGCUCUGCUACCUUGUUGUGUAUGUAAGCAAUGUUAGUUCUUAGUAUGUUGGGUGCCUCAUGGGUGAGGCAUCAAGGAGCAUCACCAUGUGGAAGAUGUGUGCUUUAAUGCCCAAUAUUUGUGCUUUUUCGAUGAAUUGUACACGAUGUAUCAUUAUUACAGCACCCAUCAUCACCAUGGUAACAACAUUUUAUUGGAUGCAUUCUUCCUAUUCUUCCAUGGUAACUUCUGAAUAGGAAUUUCACUUCAGUGGUUUUGAAGUUUUCGUUGUUUCUGCUUAGUGUGUUGCAUCGAUGGAAGUAAAAUUUGCACAUCAUUUUGAUUUU